GUAGCUUGCAGCUUGUUUCCGGCGAGCGGUUCACAUGAAUCAAAGCAAUAGCUGCCACUGUUAAUUAAAAUUGUCAGCAAGGUGUACUCCAUGAAUACAAAAAUUAAUCAUUUCCCGAGGUGUCAUGACUGAGUAGGCCUACUGUAUUGCUGAGUGCGGAGAAAUUAACCUCAAAGUGGGAAAGAAAAUACAAAGUUGAAGGUGCGUGCAGAUAUCGUUGACAAAAAAUUGCACCGAUUGAAUUUAUUAGGGACCAUUAAAUAUAAUACUUAGUCCUAUACGGGACAUUAAAAAAAUAAACUGUGAGUUUAUAACACCAUUUUACGUGGAUAUUUUAUCUUACACACUUAAACAUCAAUGUAAAUUUCACCUUAGCAUGUUAACGGAGGCAUGAAGAGCGUUCUUGAAAUAAUACACCGACUGGUGACAUAACCAUCCGAUUUACUCCAGGUGCACUUGCAUCCUGUACAUGUACCAUCUCUAAUCUGCCGAUUGGUAUUUUAUGUGGUGCUGCGCCUUGAGUACAAGCCAAUUUUCAAAAACAGCUGAUACCAAAAGGCAAAUAUAUCUUCAUUCAAAUCAUGAAUAAACAAGCUCUGUUAAAAUUUGACGCCGAAAAAAAUUAAAAGAGAUCCUCACCUCACCGCUAUGGAUGGCGAGAGAAAGAUGAUAAGCUAAUUUACUCACACAUAAUUAAAAGAAAACCAAAAUCCUGUAUUUUGCGAUCCAUUUCAUAGAGCAGAUUUAAAAUCAUAUUUAUGUAUACAGCCUUCAUUCAAGUCAUAACGAUCGGUUUCUUCAUAAUGUGAAUUAAAUUUAGGAUAUCGAUGUCCACCCCAAAUAAUUAUGAUACGUUUGUUGUGUGCAAAUAAACCUCGAAUUUUAGGCAAAUAAUCUUACCUAACACAAACACGAAACACUGGCAAGAGUUAAUGCAGCAGCGAUAAUGUUAGAUGAUGCGGAGCGUGCAUAAUUUAUUUUCGAGAGAUUCUCCCGCUGACGUCCUUUUUUGUGUUGUUUCUCGAAACGCUGUUUUAUACCUGUGACAUUCAUAUUCGAUUUUUUUUUUGUACGAGAAAAAUAAAAACUACACUCUUACGUUAGAAACUAAGAACGUUUUUAGAUGGGAAGUAUAGAUAUAUAAUAAGUUGACAGCCUCUUCCCGAUUGUCGAGGGCUUAUUUUUCAGGACUCCAUUCGAGAGAGACUCCAUUGUUCGAAUUUGAAUCCUUCCACUGCCGUGGAGAACUGCUAGUGAUGCAAACGCUAAUGUGGCCCCAACCGAGAUAUAUACACACAGAUUUCACAUCGAGUGGAUAACCUUUUCCGUCAGUGACGUACCACAGAUCACGAUUACGGUGUUUUACAUCGGAUUUUUGCUCCUUGUUUGGACGACAAAAUGUUGUUGGUAGAAAGUCAACAAGAACAUGUACAGUUCAUUCCAGGGUAUUUACGGUACACUGAGCAGUACACCGGUACACCGUUUCAUUUUUUCGUUCAGGGCCAGAAACAACACUUUAUUUUCUGCAGUCAUCAUAAAUAAUCACACGUGCAUAUAUGCGGGUGUCCCGUAAUGGUAGUCCUAUACUUGAUACGAACGUACACUCGCACAUGUAAGUUAGGUUAUAGGUCCCUCAGAUUCACCGUACCAGCGGCUAGGCAGGAGAGACUGUCGACGGGUUAGUUGGGCUGCGAGAGAGGUCACUGCACACGAUAUGCUGGAUGAUGAACAUGGACUGUCGUGUAUUCAGCGAAUGAGCGAGAUAUUUCAAGCUUCCGUUUAAACAUAUUUACGACGAGCAAACUGGGCGCUCGUGUGUGGUACUUCAAGCGUAGUGUCGACAGUGAAAUUUUGUCGGUGCUUGUCUGAUGUAUUUGGCAUAGUUUGGCUGAUGAUACAUUGCCAAGUCAUCCCUAGCAAGUAACGCAGAUUUAGAAUAAGACUCACACGUAACGAUUGUGAUUUCAACCGGCCUGAAGCUGUCAUUGAAGGGCUGAACUUAAACUUGCCAUUCCUGUAUGUGAAACUAUGGGGUACGUGUCCCAACGCUUUGUCUCCAAGAUCGAUCAAAACCUGCUGUGCGGGAUAUGCAAGGCAGUCAUGAAGGAUGCCGUGCUGACACGGUGUGGGCACGCCUUUUGCGACCAAUGCCUCGAUACCUGGCUAGCACGACCCCUGAGCGGCUCCUGCCCACAGUGCCGAGCGUCCGUCAGCAAGUUCCAGGUCAGCCCCGUCUGGGCCAUACGGGAGAUUGUCAGCAACCUCACGGUCGAGUGCGAUUAUGGUGACCGAGGAUGCCGCCUUGUGAUGAGAGUGGAAUCUCUGGAGAAGCACCGGGCCAGCUGCGCUUAUGCCCCCGUCGAGUGCGCCGGCUGCGAAACAGUGGUGAGCCGCUAUGAGCUCCCCCACCACCAGGGAGUGUGCGCCAAGAUAGCGGCCACCGCCAACGAACCCGACCUAGACGAGCCCAGGGUGAGGGAAUGGUCGGAUCAGCUUGUGGAAGAUCUAGAGGCCAAGCUCUGCAAGACAGAACAGCAGCUGAAGCAGACCAAGAAGAGGUUGGAGACAUCGGAGAGCAACGGUCGCAAGCUGGAACGAGACCUGUGUGAAGCCAGACUCCAGCUCCAGCGGAAACAAGGGGAGUGCACCUUCCUGCACCUGAGCAGCAACCCGGAGUUUGACCAUCAGUACCCUUACGGCUUCUCUCCCGAGAGUAUCUCCAAACUGUCCCUCCUGAUCGCUUGCCAUUUGCUCCGAAAGCCCGACUACAUGGACCGCAACCGCAUCUUCAACUGCAUCAAACGGUGCUACGACAGCUUCGCACGGUGUGGGUCCCACUUCGAGCACGACGUCCACAUGCUGGUGGCCACCGCCUAUGCUAGCAACUGGUUCACGGAGAACCAGAGGAUCAACUUCCACUGUUGGCUCCAGAGCAUCGCGCGGUACCGUAAAUAUGCCGACUUGAGUGGCCCCCCACAUCCCGGCUGCACCGCUAGUGUCAUCAGGAGGACCACAUCAUUACGAAGCUGAAGAUUUAAUUCUAUCAUCUUUUUACCUUUAUAAAAUGUUUUGUCAAAUUGUCUGUCUAUACUGAUACAAGAGCAAGAAGUAAUACUUUUUAAUUUAACGUCUAGUACAGGGUGCAAUUGGAUAAGUUUGUUUAUACGUGUGACCCCCCCCGCCCUUGCCCGCUUAGGAGAAAGUUAAUAUCAGCAGGACAGUGCCCUGCAUUGAGAUCAUCUGAAACCUUAUGAUAAUGACGCUCAACAAGUGUCCUCUUGAGUCCUGUUGCAGCUGAGCAAACUCACUUAUUUACAUCGGUGUCUUCAUUAUCUUUCUGCAAUCUCACAUAUUUUCUCAUUCCAGACAUUAUUUCGGACCUACUGUGUACGUAAGAAAGGCUUUGCAGGUACAUGACACAGUGCAGUUCAGAGCGGGGGUAUAAAUUGGGUGGCUUCAGAUUUGCAGACAAUUCUCUGUUACUGAUGUAGGUGUAGUUCAUUGUUAAGCCUUCCCGUUAAUCAAUUGCCUUAAAAUGAGUCCAAACAUUCCAAGGUUAUAAGCUGUUGUCAGCUGUCACCAUGUAACAAUAACCACUUGCGUUGCGCUGAUGGUAGCUAGAUCAAUUCCACAGUGGGACCGCAAAAAGAGUUGAGUCGCUGAUUCCAUCGCAAUUCAACAUUUCAUCAUUAAUAAAUGGCUAAAUUUCUCCAGCAUGAGUUUGGUUUUGUUUGAUGAGCUGAGUAAUGGACGAGUUUUAAUAAUGAUUAAGUAUUUGUUGUUUCUACCACACCUCAAAAUUGCGGCUAUACAGUAAGCCAAAAGAUGAGCAUUUAAUCAAACGAAAUGUUAAUAUGUUGGCAUCUAGUAAGAGGUUAGCACUCUCAGGAUUCAGUGGAUCACAACGUGAACCUGCUUUGAGCAAACCAAUUUUUUAAAUCCUCUUGGCCUAGCUUUUUUGCACCCUUGGAUACGUCGCCUUGUCAUUCAUCUUUUGCCUGAGUAGCUGUCACGUUUAUAUUUGACACUGAGUGCUCUCGAGGAGUACGUAUCAUUUAGCAAUGUUUGCAAUUAAUCUUCGUUAAAUGCCCAACGGUAUGAACUAAGUAACGAUUAAGUGGCGGGUAGGAUGGGGAUCAGAGAAACCGUACAGUUUGUUCUGGUUCUCAAGUGGAUGUUUAGUACUUGUGUACAAAGCACGCAGCUGUCCCCAAAAUAGUGUAGUGUCACGUCUUUUCGUGUUUAACGGACUUAUGUGUGUAGCGCCUCAAAAGGCUGACAGGGAAAACAGCUAUACUUUUUUUUUUGGUUACUGAAUUGAGCAAGAAAACUAACAUCGUUAUGCUGAAUAUACAAACAUUCUGUGGGGUUGAAAUGGCAUUGCUCGGGUAGGGAUCGAUCCUUGGGGAUGAUACGAUGGAUGAUAUGAGAAGAAGGAGAUGAUGUUUGUGCCAUUUGUACCAUUAGACGUGUGAGAGAGUCGAGGACUAUAAAGAUGUAGAUCUGUGACACCUUUAACCCACCAUGCAAAGACAGAGAUCUCCACUUCAGGAAACGAGCGGAAAAAGCUCGUCAUUUUUGUUCAGUGUGACAAAAGCCUUUCGAUGCUCUUGUGAACCCCAAAAUGCUCCUUCCAUUUCAGGUACAUGUAGAUGUGCACGUGGGGCUCACAACAGGUAGAGAUAAAAAUUGUCUUAUGUCUUGAAAGGUAAUUACGUGUUUGAACGUUGCUUUGCCUUUUCAUGUUACACUUUGCAUUAUCGAAGACUGUUUUCAACAACAAAAUCAGGAGAGAUAACUUAACCUGGAAUACUGCAAAAGGGAAAUGGGAAUUCAUGCAACCAAAAGACCUUGUUAGGACAAAUCAGGAAGUCUGGUAGCUGUUUUUGUGAUAUGAUAUGUAGGUACGUUAUUGUGUAAACUAAAGAGCUGAGCCAGUGUCAUUAUUUAUAUUAUAGACUCAUUAAAUCGGAGAAAUAUUGUAAUGCCGAGUGCACAAUUUGCACUGAAAUUAUUGUGCUGAAUUUGUGACUUUUUUAGCUUUCGUCCUCAAUAUCUUUGAUGGUGAAUUACUUGUUGAUUCAGAUAAUGUGUUAAUUUGAUAAACAUUUUAUGGCACAGGAAGGAGUGGUCAUUGACUUUGUUUGUAGAUACAGUUUACAUUCGAGAAAGUAUAUUAGGAAUUUGCUUUGAUUUUAUACAUGUACAUCCAUCUUCUAGCGCGAAAUUGUGAGUUGUACCUUGUCAAGUACCACUCCCUGACGAAUGUGGAUACAUCAAAGUAUUAAUCACAAUCAUUACAUAUUACCGUAACAAGUGUAUAAAUUUAUGGACACCCAAAGAGUGCAACUGAUUUAUUUAAAAGUGGCAUCAUCAACUAAUAUCUGUCCAACACGCAGCAACAGCCUAUGUUAUUAAGUUAGCUUUGCGUCACAGAUGUUAAUUUUAAACCAGAUUUUGUGACUUCUAUCCCUACACCGAUUACGUUCACACUGUAUCCUCAGUGUGCUCCAAGAGCUAUAGCCUUCAGCCUGACAGCUUAUUCUAAAGUUUCAGGGAAAAUCUAGGAUUUCAUAGCAAUCAAAUUUCCACAAGAGUCUUUCUUGUUGGAACUUGUCAUCUGGACGACAAUGGAACAAUCAUUUACUGUGCACUGCUUCUGCCAGAGGCUCACAAGGUAACGCAUGAGCGUCGGGGACGCGUUCUUUUAACAAAAGAAGAAAGAAUUUCAUGGCAGAAGUGCGUCAGUGAAAGCUAAACAAAACCUAAAGUUCUAUAUUUUGCACAAAAAAAAAAUACUCCGGGUUAUUUUUCACUAUAGCGAUGUCAAGGUGCCCCUUCUUUGUGCGGAACCUUUUCAGUGUCUGGUUCUCACAAUCUGUACCCUGGCAAAGUAAACAUUCGUGAGCAAUGGAUGCAGGUUCUGUGGAAAAUGUUGUACAUGUAUCCAGCUAUGUUCAAUGUGUAAACGAAACAAAUUACAUUACUUAAUGAAUGGUGCUCAGCCUUUUUUUUUUCGUAUUAAGAGUAGGACUUUGCAUCCAUGGCUAAACAGGAUAUCGAUCAUUCAUUAAUGAUUAAUUCCAGCCAUUAGAGUGAUAAUAUGAAAUUUGCCACAAGUUUCAAAUACAUUAAAGUGACUCAAAAUACAAUCUUUGCGAUACAAGACUGAUAUUGUACUGAAAUCGCUGUUGCGGCGAAAUGCGCGUACUGGAAGAGAGGCGAGACGAUUGCGAUCAUACAGUUUGAUAUUUUCCACUUCUCUGUAUAAACCUGGCGUCCGGUAUCAGUUUGACGUGCACUCGACAGCCACACGACACAGGCAUAGUUUCCUCUGUGUUUAUGAAAAGACAAGAUUCUUGGAUGUUAGAGUCGCCAACAAGCCCUUCUAUAGUUUGUGUUACAAAUACGGUGUAUUAUGUAUACAGUAUGUUCGAUCUCACCCUCAAAGUUUGGGUCAUUGAUUGGCCGGUGAUUGGGAAGAGACAAAAGAUCUGACGCAACUCACAAGUUAUUAAAUCUUCUUUUAAAAUCAACCAUUAGGAAUAGUUUGAAUCAUGGACUUACACAAGUUUAAAAGUUUCUUUCCGUUGUCAAAACAACCCGGAUUUGCCACGCGUAGGGGGUGACAUUGAAAUCCUCAAAUGCCAUAAUAAAUCAAGUCUGCGCUUGUAUACAUCAAUGGCGACAGCGCAGACGUCAAAAUAUGGUCUUGUUUGUUGUAAAAUUUGAGCAAAGUUUAUCUGGGUAUGUUUUAUGUUGAGGUUGAGGGGCCCCAAAGAGGUGAAGUGUACACAGGUAGGGGACUGAGCGUCAAACUGUGGUACUUGCGAGGUAACUGGAUUUUUUUGGAAGUCAGAAAGUA
Molecule: messenger RNA, 6865 nt
Organism: Acanthaster planci (crown-of-thorns starfish)
Lineage: Eukaryota; Metazoa; Echinodermata; Asteroidea; Valvatida; Acanthasteridae
Biological process (GO): regulation of canonical NF-kappaB signal transduction
Cellular component (GO): plasma membrane signaling receptor complex
Source: RefSeq, a predicted model, not a curated record